AUGCGGCAGCAAGUUUCGUCAAACGCAUCUGAUUUAACUCGAGUAUCUCAUCCGGCGGGUGCAGAUGACUUUACCGAAAUACCAAGACAACUACAAUCGGGAUUUUCUUCCAGUGCAAUUGGCUCUACAGGAGCAGUCGCAAACUCCAUUGAUGAACAAGAAUGUUUGACACUCGGGAAGACACGUAAGACUUCACAUGCACAGAAACCGUUGGCUUCAUUUACUUGGAUUCCCACACUAUCGACUUCAUUUAGCCAUAGAUUUUUGACAGUCAGUAAUGAUGGUGUUAUUGCAACACUAAGGCAAGAAGAAGCUCCUCCAAUCGCAUUUGGUGCUCGCGGAAAUUAUGUAGCGUAUAUUGGCGGACACCUUAGAACAUUUGAUGUGAGCAAGAAAAAUGAAGAAGAGUCUAGCAGUGAGGAGACAGCGAUAGAUAAAAGGCGACAAUCCCCAGCAAUGACCUCAAAGUCCGAAAUACUUAGAUAUGGUCCGAACACUGUUGAGAAUGCAAGCGGAGGAAGGACUCCUCGGCCUGGGGAGACAACCACUAGAGAUAUGGAUCACUUGCAGAAUAGAUUAAGUGGCGUAGCAUCAAAGCUUGUGAUUGAGGAAAGCUUUGGUCAGCAAUAUGAGAUGGAUUCCUCUGAACCAGCCUUAUCUAUGCAACUACUUAAAGAAGAUAUUUCCGUUGUUAUGAGAGAGCGAGCGCAGAAAGGGUAUUCUAUGACCUGUCACGACAAUAUUGCUCUGUUGGCAAAUUUCCCGGAGCUGGUGGAUUUGUGGACUUGGAUAAGCGAGGCGGAAUCUUUUUUCGAUAGUAGCGGAUCCACGAUAAAUAGUCGAGAUUUUAGUUUCCAAGGAGUAAACACAGUGUGGAAAGAUUCAUGGGAAAAUUUUAGUAGAAACCUAUUAUCGCACCCAAAUCAGAGAAACUCUUACGAUGAUCCCAAUGAUUUGAUAAUCAUAAAAUCGCUCAAACCACUACAAAGACGCUUCUGUCUCAAGAAAUGUGGAUGGGGAUUCAACAAGAGGAUGCUUGACGAUACACUCCAAAGAAUGGAGCAUGCUGGAAAAUAUGAAAAGGCCGCUGCCUGGGCAUUGUUUCAUGGUGACAAAAACAGAGCUAUCUCAGCACUCAGUAAUAGUGGCGACCAGCAAUUGAAACUAGUAUCGACAGUCAUAGCAGGAGUUUUGUCAUACAAUCAAGAUUUGCAAUCUGAAAUGCAUUCUCACUGGCUCGAAAUGUGUCAUAGCAUGAGUCGGGAACUUCAAGAGCCAUAUGUACGUGCGAUGUUUUCUUACAUAACCACCAGUAGCUGGAAAUCUGUCCUUCAAGAGGACGAAUUACCAUUGAGAGAUCGUCUUGGAAUUGCAUUAAAAUUUUUGAGUGAUGAUGAGCUUACGGCCUAUUUACAAGAUACGACCGAUAAAUUUGUCGAGUCGGGAAACAUAAGCGGAGUAGUACUAACAGGGUUAACACGAGAUGGCGUUGAUCUUUUUGCUAAUUACAUAAAUAAGACUGGCGAUAUACAGACAGCCAGUUUAGCUCUGAGUUUCUGUGGGCUCAAUCGAUUGAAUGAUAAUCGAGUAAAAGAAUGGAUUGAAAGCUAUCGCACAUUAUUAGACAAAUGGGAAAUGUUCCAUGUUAGAGCAAACUUUGAUAUUGCACGUGGGAAAACCAUGGCGCGAAGUGAGCUGGUCAGUUCGAAAUUAGCACCAGAUCAAGUUUUUGUUACAUGCAACUAUUGUUCUCAAAGCAUUGCCCAAGAGACGCGAAAUGAAGAUCGAGAUGGCAGAUUGUUAACUACAGCCAGCAACGGUAUUUCUCUAGCCAGACAGAAGAUUAAUUGCUGCAGAUCGUGCCGUAAACCCCUUCCUCGAUGUGCCAUAUGUCUAUUGAACCUUGGUACUCCGAUAGACUCCGUGCGGGAUGCAAUGGAAUCUGCCGGUCUUGUCCCUGCUUCCGUUGACAGACCAUUCGGGUUUGAUCUUUGGUUUACUUGGUGUCAGACAUGUCGUCACGGAGGGCAUGCUAUUCAUAUGCUACAAUGGUUCGAGAGCCAUAAGCAAUGCCCGAAUGCUAUCUAG
Paraglomus brasilianum is the source of this 2088-nucleotide messenger RNA. NCBI's taxonomy places the organism in Eukaryota, Fungi, Glomeromycota, Glomeromycetes, Paraglomerales, Paraglomeraceae. The record is from the annotation of a GenBank genome assembly.